Messenger RNA from Fukomys damarensis (Damara mole-rat), 1845 nucleotides. RefSeq names its product APC membrane recruitment protein 2 (gene Amer2). NCBI's taxonomy places the organism in Eukaryota, Metazoa, Chordata, Mammalia, Rodentia, Bathyergidae. The record is from RefSeq and is a predicted model, not a curated record. The coding region runs from base 1 to 1362 and encodes 453 amino acids. Gene Ontology annotation, biological process: regulation of canonical Wnt signaling pathway. Gene Ontology annotation, cellular component: plasma membrane. Gene Ontology annotation, molecular function: beta-catenin binding; phosphatidylinositol-4,5-bisphosphate binding. The transcript is spliced from 3 exons.
AUGACAGUGGCCUGGCGCGAGCCCGCGGCUGACGACAGCGCGGAUCCGCUCGGUCUCCAUGGAGACGGGCCGGCCGCCGAGCCGCCGCCGUCGGGGAAGAUUAAUAAAGCUGCUUUCAAAUUAUUCAAGAAGAGGAAAUCGGGUGGCACCAUGCCCAGCAUUUUUGGGAUCAAAAACAAAGGGGAUGGGAAGAGCUCGGCUCCGACGACGGGGAUGGUGAGGAGCAGGACCCACGACGGGCUGGCCGAGGUGGUGGUGCUGGAGGGUGGCAGGAAGGAGGAGCCGCGCGGGGCGCACGCUGUGGUGGCCGAGGACGCUUCCAGGACAGGUGACGUUACGCGAAAGACCGUCCCCCUGGUCGACUCCGAGGGCGGCAGCGGCCGGGCUUCCGCCGUCCCCGACCCUUCCUCUGUCGAUCCACCCUCAGACCCGUCGGCCGAUCGUAUUUGUUUGAUGUUUUCUGACGUGACUUCACUGAAAAGCUUUGACUCUCUUACAGGCUGCGGAGAUAUUAUUGCAGACCCCGAGGAAGAGGCAGGUCCCAGCUGUGACAAGCAUGCCCCCGGGCCAGGCAAGUCAGCACAGUCUAAAAAGACCCCCGGAGGCGUGGUGGCUUACCAAGGAGGAGGGGAGGAGAUGGCCAGCCCGGAUGGGGUGGACGACACCUAUCUCCAGGAAUUCUGGGACAUGCUGUCCCAGACGGAGGACCAAGAGCAAGGGCCCCAAGAGGCGGCGGCAAAGGCGGCCAUGGUCCAGGAAACGAAGGUGCUGCCGGAGACCUCCCAAGACCCCCGAUGUGUGGAGGUGGCCAAGGACGUGUCCUCGGUUAAGCGCAGGAGGCUCAGCAGGGUCCCUACCGAGCUGCAACCGAAGGAGCAGCCCAAGCACUCGGAGAAGGAGCCUCAAGAAGGCGUCCCCAACAGUGAUGAGGGCUACUGGGACUCCACCACGCCUGGCCCAGAGGAAGACAGCGGGAAGAAGGCGGGCAUCCCCCGGGACAGCGACAGCGGCGACGCGCUCUACGACCUUUACACGGACCCGGAUGCUAGCCCUGUCGUCCCUCCUGCCAGCGAGGAGCCGGCCUCCUCGUCCCGGUUGAAGCCGGUAUCUCCAGGCACCAUCACCUGUCCACUGCGAACGCCAAGCAGCUUACUGAAGGACUCCAAGAUCCCUAUUAGCAUCAAGCAUCUCUCCAACCUUCCAGCCAGCCACCCCGUGGUGCACCAGCAACCAGCCAAGAGUGAGUUGCGCAGAACAAAAAUCCCAGUCUCCAAGGUGCUGGUCCGCAGGGUCAGUAACCGGGGCUUGGCUGGUACCACCCUCCGGGCAGCAGCAUUGCAUGACAGUGCCAAAAAAUUGUGAGGUCUCCAGGCCAAGGUGGAUGGGUGGCACGCCCCAGGAAUACAGCUUUUCCUGGAAACCACUGACGGAAGUUUGCUUCUCCUAAAGAAAGUGAUUUAGGACCACCCCUGCUCCUAAACCUGGACCUCGGAGGUCUUUGGGCUGGGAACAGGGACAGGAUACACGUGUCAGAGAGGGGGAUGAGCCACCUGGAAUUCUCCUCUCAAGAUAAGUCCCUGAGAAUUAUUUUUGAGCACUUUUUUUCCUCUUUUUACCUUUUUAAAAAUCUUUUUUCUUUAUUUUUCCUUUAAUGCACUGAACACUUGGAAGUCACCUUCACUUGCCUUUGCAGAAAACAAGACAACCAAACCUAAGUAAGAGUCAUGCCAGGGUACUAGGCUGUGCUAGAGUCAGAGGGCCUGGAGAGAUCACUGCAGACUGGAGGAAGAACCCUUCCCUUCCUUCCCUUCCUUCCUUUUUCUUUCCAGGAAAAAAAAAAAAAAA